GGUGUUGGUAGCCCUAUUUAAUUUGAAAUAUCAUAGACAUAUUCUUAUUUUUAAUAUUUUCUUAAAGUUGUAAUUUAUAAAAUAAAUCAAUGUAUUGAUUACGUUCAUUGUUUAAGAAAUUAAUCAAAAACACCACUUAAUAAUGAUUAAGGCAAUUUUAGUGUUCAACAACCAUGGAAAACCACGGCUAUCAAAAUUCUAUCAAUAUUUCAAUGAGGAUAUGCAGCAGCAGAUCAUUAAGGAGACAUUCCAGCUCGUCUCCAAGAGGGAUGACAAUGUCUGUAAUUUCCUCGAAGGUGGCAGCCUUAUUGGUGGGUCGGACUACAAACUAAUUUAUAGACACUAUGCAACACUGUACUUCGUGUUUUGCGUCGACUCCUCGGAAAGUGAGCUGGGCAUCUUAGAUCUCAUUCAGGUAUUCGUGGAGACAUUAGACAAGUGUUUCGAGAACGUGUGUGAGUUGGACCUGAUAUUCCAUGCUGACGCAGCUCACCAGGUGCUGGAUGAGCUGGUGAUGGGCGGCAUGGUGCUACAGACUAAUAUGGCUGAUAUACUGUGCCGGCUGCAGGAGCAGAACAAGAUGCAGAAGGCCGAGGCGGGUAUAUCGGCAGCGCCUGCUCGCGCCGUGUCUGCAGUCAAGAGCAUGAACCUACCGCAGCAACUGCGAGACAUGAAACUACCAGACCUGCCGCAAGCCAUCAAGGACCUGAAAUUCUGACCGCUACAGCAGGGCGCAUACCCCGCCACGCCCGUUGCCAUAGCGACCAAUAUCCUCAACACAAUCUACCCACAGAACGAGAAAUACCAGAACCUCCACAAAACCGAGAAUUUCCACAGCAAGUUUUUCGGUUCGGAGACCCUAAGUACAAAAUUUUCAGAAUCAUUUACAGAGAACUACCAACAGACGGAUGGUGUGAAUUUUCCAAAUUAUGAGACUCAUAAAACUGAUGGGUAUCAGGAUUUGAGUGGGAAUACUAUGGAA
This is a messenger RNA of Achroia grisella, 982 nucleotides long. RefSeq names its product AP-3 complex subunit sigma-2 (gene or). Gene Ontology annotation, cellular component: membrane coat; AP-3 adaptor complex; intracellular membrane-bounded organelle. Gene Ontology annotation, biological process: Golgi to vacuole transport; intracellular protein transport. The record is from RefSeq and is a predicted model, not a curated record. NCBI's taxonomy places the organism in Eukaryota, Metazoa, Arthropoda, Insecta, Lepidoptera, Pyralidae. The transcript has 6 exons. The coding region runs from base 143 to 718 and encodes 191 amino acids.